GUAAUCAGGAAAUGGAUUGGGACCAGUUUGAUUUGAACCCGAAAGUAAUUGCUGCCCUUAAGAAAGCUGACAUAAAAUCAAUAAAAGAGAUUUUAAAUUUUUCUGGAGCAGACUUGCAAAGACUGAUGAAACUGUCCAGUGCAGAUAUACAGUGCUUGUUGAAAACAGUCUCUCACAUGCUGAGGAGAAACAGUAUGCUUACAGCACUUCAGCUCUACCAAGAUAAAGAUCAUCUCACCUCCCAACACCAGAAGUUAAGCCUAGGAUGUUCAGUGCUAGACAACUUGUUAAAGGGUGGCAUUCCUUUAGUGGGAAUCACAGAACUUGCUGGCGAAAGUUCUGCUGGGAAGACUCAGAUUAGUUUACAGCUGUGCCUUUGUGUGCAGUAUCCUUACAAAUAUGGUGGAUUAGAGUCUGGAGCUGUCUACAUUUGUACAGAAGAUGUAUUUCCAAGUAAACGUUUGCAACAACUCAUAGAUCAACAACAUAAGCUGCGUGCAGAUAUUCCAGCUGAAAUCAUACAGAAGAUCAAAUUUGGAAACAGUAUUUUUGUUGAGCAUGCAGCAGACCUAGAUACCUUUCACAACUGCGUUACUAAAAGGAUUUCCCUACUGCUCACGAGAGGCAUGGUGCGGUUGGUGGUCAUAGACUCUAUUGCUGCUUUGUUUCGAUGUGAAUUUGGAGUUUCAGAUUCUGUUAUGAAGGCUCGGUAUUUGCAGACAUUCGGAGCACAGCUUCACAGUUUAAGCACUAGAUUCAGGACUCCAAUAAUGUGCAUUAAUCAGGUGACCGAUGCAGUGAGCGAGUCGGAAGCCGCUCAGUGCGGUUGUAGUGUAGCGGAUAACAGAGUCUUGCCAGCACUUGGCAUAACCUGGGCAAAUCAACUUCUAAUGAGACUGAUGGUCAGCCGAAUAUCACAACCGGAACAGUCAUCUGGAGUUGCGUCACACCACCCUGGAAGUGUGAGGACUUUAAGAGUAGUUUUUGCUCCUCAUCUCCCUCCAUCCUCUUGCUACUAUACGGUAAAACUGGAAGGUGUAAAAGGAAUCAAAUAA
Messenger RNA from Cariama cristata (Red-legged seriema), 1055 nucleotides. RefSeq names its product X-ray repair complementing defective repair in Chinese hamster cells 3 (gene XRCC3). Gene Ontology annotation, cellular component: Rad51C-XRCC3 complex; replication fork. Gene Ontology annotation, molecular function: ATP binding; four-way junction DNA binding; ATP-dependent DNA damage sensor activity. The record is from RefSeq and is a predicted model, not a curated record. Gene Ontology annotation, biological process: t-circle formation; double-strand break repair via synthesis-dependent strand annealing; resolution of mitotic recombination intermediates. The transcript has 7 exons. Bases 12 to 1055 code for a protein of 347 amino acids. Lineage: Eukaryota; Metazoa; Chordata; Aves; Cariamiformes; Cariamidae.